AUGGGAACGUGGAACCGAGGAUUAGACUCGGCAGGCUCCGAUGGGAAUAUUCCCAAGCGACACGAGAUCCUUAGUAUCCGAAUCGGGAGGCGAAUGAAGGCAAAACGGAGGCAAACCCGAGGGAUUAAUCAUCAUCCACCCCUCCGGCCCCCGGGCUUCCCACCCCCACUGAAGAUUCAAAGAAAAAAACCCACUUGUGGCCCCGACUUCUCUCUCCUUCUUUCUCUCCGGAUUCCAUCUUACAACAUCGCCAAAAUCACGAUUCACACGAAUCGAAACCAAGUCACCUCGCAACAGAUUCGACAUCAAUCGCAUCCGCGACAAAUCCGCACCGAGCCGCAUUCGGCAUUUGAGUCACGUCUCUCCCGUCCGCGCAACGCGCAUUUUCACCGUCCAUCGGCAUCGAGAAAAUCGGUUUCCGGCUCCUGCCUUAACUGA
Messenger RNA from Penicillium psychrosexuale, 438 nucleotides. RefSeq lists its product as uncharacterized. NCBI's taxonomy places the organism in Eukaryota, Fungi, Ascomycota, Eurotiomycetes, Eurotiales, Aspergillaceae. The transcript is spliced from 2 exons. Bases 1 to 438 code for a protein of 145 amino acids. The record is from RefSeq and is a predicted model, not a curated record.